UCUGCCUCUUAUUGACAACAACACCUACCUUGAUUCCUUUUUCAGAGGUAUAAUCUGGUUCAACAUUGUAAUGAAAAUGAAUGAACGAAAAACUAUAGGCUUAGAGGAAGGAUGGGAGAUCAUGCAGAAAGGCAUAACAAAGGUGAAGAAUAUUCUAGAAGGUCUUCCCGAGCCACAAUUCAGCUUAGAGGAAUACAUGAUGCUCUACACAACCUGCUACAACAUGUGCACACAGAUACCGCCAUCCGAUUGUUCAAUACAGUUAUAUCGCAAAUAUUGUCAGUCUUUUAAAGAGUACAUUACUUCAACGGUCUUACCUUCUUUAAUAGAGAAGCAUGAUGAGGUCCUGUUGAGAGAGCUUGUGAGAAGGUGGUCAAAUCAUAAAGUCAUGGUGCGGUGGCUUUCUGGAUUCUUCCAAUAUCUUGACCGCUUUUACACUGUCAGCAAAGACUACCCGAAGCUAAAAGAAGCCGGGAUUUCGUGUUUUCAUGAUUUGUUAUACCAUAAGCUGGAGCAGAAAAUGACAGAUGCUGUAAUAUCUUUAAUUGAUCAAGAACGUGAAGGCAAGCAGAUUGACCGAGCUUUACUGAAGAAUGUUCUAGAUAUAUUUGUUGAUAUAGGAGUGGGACAACUGUUGUAUGAGGGCAAUGAAAUGGAUUACUAUGAGAAUGAUUUUGAAGCAUCUAUGCUUAAUGACACAGCAGCAUAUUAUUCACGCAAGGCUUCCAAGUGGAUUCUAGAAUAUUCUUGUCCAGAUUAUAUGCUUAAAGCAGAGGAGUGCUUAAAAAGGGAAAAGGAUAGAGUUUCUCAUUAUCUUUAUUCCAGCAGUGAGCCAAAGCUUCUUGAGAAAGUUCAAACUGAGCUGUUGUCUGUUUAUGCAACUCAAUUGCUUGAGAAGGAACAAUCAGGUUGUCUUGCAUUGCUCAGGGAGGACAGGGUUGACGAUUUAUCAAGAAUGUACAGACUCUUUUCAAAGAUACAAAGUGGACUGGAUCUUUUUUCUCGUAUGUUUGAGCAGCAUGUCGCUGCUGAAGGCACAGCAUUAGUUAAACAGGCAGAAGAUGCAGCAAGUACCAAUAAGGGUUUUGUUAGAAAAGUGAUUGAGCUCCAUGACAAGUACCUGGCAUAUGUAAAUGAUUGUUUCAUGAACCAUACUCUUUUCCACAAGGCUCUUAAAGAGGCAUUCCAAAUAUUUUGCAACAAGGGCAUUGCUGGAAGUUCAAGUGCAGAGUUACUUGCUACAUUUUGUGAUGAUAUUCUUAAAAAAAGUGGAAGUGAGAAAUUGAGCGAUGAAGCCAUUGAGGACACACUUAAGAAGGUAGUAGUGUUGCUUGACUACAUCAGUGAUAAAGAUCUAUUUGCUGGAUUUUAUAGGAAAAAACUUGCUCGGCGGCUUUUGGUUGACAAGAGUGCUAAUAAUGAGCACGAGAGAAGUAUUUUGAGAAUGAUGAAACAACAAUGUGGUGGUCUCUAUACAUCAAAGAUGGAAGGGAUGUUUAAGGACCUGACAUUGGCAAAGGAAAACCAAUUUCAUUUUGAAGAGUAUUUGAACAAUAAUCCGAAUGUUAGCCGUGGAAUUGACUUGGCCGUGACAGUGCUAACUAGCCAUUUGUGGCCGAGCUACAAAUCUAGUGACCUUAAUCUCCCUGCAGAAAUGGUUAAAUGCAUUGAAGUUUUCAAAGACUAUUAUCAAACAAAAACAAAGGGGAGGAAGCUUACAUGGAUAUAUUCAUUGGGUAGUUGCCAUGUAAACGGGAUAUUUGAAGCGGAAACACAUGAGCUGAUUGUGUUAACCAACCAGGCAGCUGCUUUAUUACUAUUCAAUUCAGCAGAUCGAUUGAGUUAUCAAGAAAUCAAGACUCUGUUGAACUUGUCAGAUGAUGAUGUUGUUAGGCUACUCCAUUCUUUGUCAUUGCUAAAUACAAGAAAUAACAACUCAAAGCGUGUUGCUAUUUCUUGUAUCGACCCUUCUUUAUAUAACAAUAAUGAGGUGGGUCAAGGGAUUCCUCUACCUCAUGUGGAUGAGAAGGAAAAGGUGAUUAAGGAUGUUGGCAAAGAGAGGGGGGAAUCCAUUGAACUUGCAAUUGUGCGGAUAAUGAAGAGCAGAAAGGUGCUUAAACACCGAGAGUUGGUUCAGGUGUGUGAGGAACAGUUGGGAUCCUUGUUUAAGCCUGAUGUAAAAGCAAUCAAGAAGCGGAUUGAAGACCUGUUGAGUCGUCGUUAUCUUGAAAGAGAUAAAGAAGACCCAAACUUGUACCGGUACUUGGCAGAUUAAAGCCGAAGCAU
Molecule: messenger RNA, 2286 nt
Organism: Lactuca virosa
Lineage: Eukaryota; Viridiplantae; Streptophyta; Magnoliopsida; Asterales; Asteraceae
Source: the annotation of a GenBank genome assembly